Portunus trituberculatus (swimming crab) is the source of this 1607-nucleotide messenger RNA. RefSeq names its product protein PBDC1-like. Bases 123 to 683 code for a protein of 186 amino acids. The transcript is spliced from 6 exons. Gene Ontology annotation, cellular component: cytoplasm. NCBI's taxonomy places the organism in Eukaryota, Metazoa, Arthropoda, Malacostraca, Decapoda, Portunidae. The record is from RefSeq and is a predicted model, not a curated record.
GACAGUCCGAUAAUCGAGACUAUCGGUCCAUGUUGAGCUACUGAGGCUGCUGUGUUUACCUCCCUUCCUUCAACACGUGUUGUAAAUAGAUACAUUUAAACGAGUGCGGUGAUUCUGCAACCAUGCCCACCCAAGCUGAAAUAUUUGCAGAACUGGGCAUCCCCAGUGAUCUGGUGGCAGCAGCAUCAGCAGGUGGUGGUGGUGGUGGUGGCAGUGGUGGCCUGUCUGGGAUCAGUGCAGAUGAUCUCGGUAAUGAUGCCACCAUGGAGGGGCUGUGGGCCAUGAAGGCUAUGGAGCAUGCUGAGAUAUACUUCAAUCUUCUGUGUGCAGUUGACCCUAAAAUGCUCAAGCUUACUCCUAAAGAUGACCUCAUCUAUCAAGAAUUCAGGAAAGAGUUUCCAGACUUCAAUAUAGAAAAGCUGAAUGAGGAAGAUCUCAAGAGUCCUUCAGCCAAGGAGAAAUGGCGGCCUUUCUGCAUGAAGUUUGAGAAGGAGAUUGAGGACUACAGUUUUGCCACACUGGUGCGCAUUGAUUGUCAGGAUGAGUACACGGAACCCAACACUAUCCUGGUAACACGCAUUCAGUUCUUCUGCAUUGAGAUUGCCCGGAACCGUGAGGGUCAGAAUGAUUCUAUCAGGACCAAAUUCAAACCCAAGCCACGCACCAAAAAUACCAACAAAUAGUAUUAUAGAUGAUAGCAACUCACUGUGUGGGUGCCCAUAGGUUUAGUUGGUGUGCUUGAAAUUCAGUGUCUGCUGAUGAUAAGUUCAAUGUGCAUUUGUGUGUGUGUGUGUGUGUGUGUGUGUGUGUGUGUGUGUGUGUGUGUGUGUGUGUGUGUGUGUGUGUGUGUGCAUGUGUGUGUGUGCACAUGUGUGCGUGUGCCUGCACAUGCAUCUAUUGAUUUCUGAUAUUAUAUCUUUGUCAUAUAUAUAUAUAUAUAUAUAUAUAUAUAUAUAUAUAUAUAUAUAUAUAUAUAUAUAUAUAUAUAUAUAUAUAUAUAUAUAUAUGUGUGUGUGUGUGUGUGUGUGUGUGUGUGUGUGUGUGUGUGUGUGUGUGUGUGUGUGUACAAGACUGACUUUGCUAUAAUUGCAGAUAGCCAAGUAAAGAUGUCCACUGACAUACAUUCACAUUUCACAAGCAUUUCUUCAUAUCUUGGAAAUAUAUGUGUAGUAUCUUAUUUGAGUUCACUAUACUGUCACUAUACUGUAACUUAAGUUACUUUCAAGUGCUUCAAAAUUCUGACAUGUAUGGGUAUAUAUCUAAUUACUGAUAUCCCUUGACCUCCAUAAAAGUGUUGGCUGCAAUAUUGAAACAGUCGUAAAGUGUCUAAUUUUCCAACCACAUUGUAGUCUUUAGUGUUCACAGGUUUUCAUGAUGUAGCCUUGUGCAAUAUGUUUCAAUUCCAGUUAUACAUCAGUAACACAGACUGUUCAAAAUGUGCUUUAUUUUCUGUUUUCAUGGCAUUGUUGUCUUUCCUUUUAACUUAAUUCAAUCUUGCUUUGUUGGGAAAAAAAUUUGAUCUUCAAGGAAAGAUUUCAAUACUGAACUUUAUUGGAGAAUGCAAGAACAUGUUAAGCUUUGACAAUUAAAAUAAAAUAUGUAUACAC